Molecule: messenger RNA, 1008 nt
Organism: Malassezia vespertilionis
Lineage: Eukaryota; Fungi; Basidiomycota; Malasseziomycetes; Malasseziales; Malasseziaceae
Gene: COQ5
Product: 2-methoxy-6-polyprenyl-1,4-benzoquinol methylase
Exons: 1
Coding region: 1-1008 (335 amino acids)
Biological process (GO): ubiquinone biosynthetic process
Molecular function (GO): methyltransferase activity
Source: RefSeq, a predicted model, not a curated record
AUGCUGUCUCUCUUGCAGCCGUGCGCCGUGCGCGCAUUGCGUCCUCAUGUAACUCCGAUUGUAGCACGUUCAUUUAAUGCUUCUGCAUUGAUGCGGGACGAUUCAAAAAAGACGACGCACUUUGGGUACCGCACGGUGCAAGAAGAUGCGAAAAGAACGCUUGUGAAAGGUGUAUUUUCCUCGAUUGCGUCUUCGUAUGACAUGAUGAAUGACGCGAUGUCGCUUGGUAUUCAUCGUCUUUGGAAGAACCGCUUUGUAGAGAUGCUCAAUCCUCGCGGCGGUAUUGCAUGCCUCGAUGUGGCCGGAGGGACAGGCGAUAUUGCGCUGCGCUUGCUUGAUCACGCGCGAACAAAGCACGCCGAUCGCGAGACCUCUGUUACUGUGCUCGACAUCAAUGCUCAAAUGCUGACAGAGGGCCAGAAGCGUGUAAAAGACACCAUGUACUGGAACACGCCGCAGGUUAAAUUUCAGCUCGGGAACGCCGAAGAUCUCAACACGCCGAUGCUGGUUCCGGAGCACAAGAACCCUCCUGCAAGCACACUGCGGAACCCUAUUUUGCCUCCUCUGGUGAGCGAGCCAAUUCCUGACAAUUCGAAAGACUUGUAUACGAUUGCAUUUGGUAUCCGCAAUGUCACGCACAUUGACCGCGCUAUCAAAGAAGCGUACCGGGUAUUGAAGCCGGGCGGUAUUUUUGCGUGCCUCGAGUUUGGUAAGGUUUCGGUCCCGCUACUUACAGAGAUGUACAAGCGGUACUCGUUCUCGGUUAUUCCCGCGCUUGGCCAGCUGCUGGUCGGCGAUCGCGACUCGUACCAGUACCUGGUCGAGUCGAUUGAGCGCUUUCCGACGCAGGCCGAGUUUGCCGCACUGGUCGCUGAUGCUGGAUUCCUGCUGCCUGGCUCUGCUGAGGCGCAGUCCAUGGGUCUGCCCACUCUCAGCAGCGCAGGUGCAUGGGAAGACUUGACCCUAGGGGUAGCGACCAUCUGGACCGGGGUCAAGCCGUUUGCAUAA